AUGGGGCUGUUUCACUCUCAAUCGUCUUCCUCUCCUUUAAAAAUGAAUAUGGGGAACUCCAUCACCGACCAAACGGACCUUUCUUUCCUGCUUGCUAAACACGUUUUCUCCAGAGAGAUUACAGGUGAUUCGAACCUGGUGUUCUCUCCUCUCUCAAUUCAAUUAGUCCUUAGCCUAGUUGCCGCUGGCUCUAAGGGUCCAACACAGAACCAGCUGCUCUGUUUCCUCAAAUCCAAAUCUAUUAAUGACCUCAACUCACUUUACUCUCAUCUUGUCGAUAUCAUUUUUGUUGAUGGCAGCUCCGGAGGAGGUCCACGUUUGUCGGUUGCAAAUGGUGUUUGGAUCGAUCGAUCACUUUCUCUGAAGCCUUUUUUCAAACAGGUGGUGGACAAAGUUUACAAGGCAACUUCCAUGCAAAAGGCUUUCACAAUGGAACACCAGAACUCCAAUUUGUUUGGAGAAGGAACCUUUUUGCUAUGUAUUAACAUUGACAAAAACACAGAGAAAGAUUUACAACUAGCUGUAGAAGCUGCAUCAAAGCGCUUAGUAGACGAAAAACUAGAAGUGGUGGACUUCACGAGCCAUGUCAACGUCUCAGCUGACAUAAAACAAAAACUUCAGCUCUAG
Molecule: messenger RNA, 627 nt
Organism: Nicotiana attenuata
Lineage: Eukaryota; Viridiplantae; Streptophyta; Magnoliopsida; Solanales; Solanaceae
Product: serpin-ZX-like
Exons: 2
Coding region: 1-627 (208 amino acids)
Molecular function (GO): serine-type endopeptidase inhibitor activity
Source: RefSeq, a predicted model, not a curated record